GGCAGGUUUAUAUCGGCGGAGGGUCAGCUGACGUUCUGCAUUGCAGACUGCGGGUUCGCUUAGCGCCAUGUACGCGCUCUUGGUUCUGGCCAGCCUCCUGGGCGUGGCUCUGGGCAGCCCUGCCCUCGGCCUGAAAGAAUGCACCAAGGGCUCCGCUGUGUGGUGCCAGGACAUCAAGACGGCCUCUGACUGUGGCGCCGUGAGGCACUGCCUGCAGACCGUGUGGAACAAGCCCACAGUGAAAUCCCUCCCCUGUGACAUAUGCAAAGAUGUCGUCGUGGAAGCUGGCAAGCUCCUGAAAGAGAGCGGUGCUGAGGAGAAGAUCACGGGAAACUUGGAGAAGGUCUGCGAGUGGCUUCCUAAUGCGAACUUAACUAACUCCUGUAAGACCAUAGUGGACAGCUACUUACCGGUCAUCCUGGACAUUAUCAAAGGAGAAACGAGUCGACCAGAGGAGGUGUGCUCUGCCCUCAAGCUCUGCCAGUCUCUCCAGAAGCACCUGGCUGAGCUCCAGCACCAGAAACAGCUUGAGUCCAACAAGAUCCCAGAACUGGACACGUCUGAGGUGGUGGCACCCUUCAUGGCCAACAUCCCUCUCCUCCUCUACCCUCAGGAGGGCUCACCCAGCAAGCCCCAGCCCCAGGCCAACGGGGACGUGUGUGAAGACUGCGUUCAGCUGGUGAGUGACGUCCAGAACGCCGUCAGGACCAACUCCUCCUUCAUCAGCGCCCUGGUGGAGCAUUUCAAGGAGGAGUGUGACCGCCUGGGGCCUGGCAUGUCCGACAUGUGCAAGAACUACAUCAGCCAGUAUUCGGAAGUCGCUGUCCAGCUGGUGAUGCACAUGCAGGAUCAGCAACCCAGGGACAUCUGUGAGCUGGCGGGAUUCUGUGACAAGGUGCAACAGGUGCCCAUGCAGACUCUGGUUCCUGCUAAGGUGGCCGCGGAGAACAUCAUCCCUGCCCUGGAACUGGUGAAGCCCAUGAAGGAGGAGCUGGCCCCGGAGAAGGCCAAGGUCUACUGCGAAGUGUGCGAGUAUGUGGUGAAGGAGGUGGUCAAGCUCAUGGACAACAACAGAACUGAGAAAGAGAUACUCCAUGCUUUGGAUAGUGUGUGCUCCAAGCUGCCCACCUCCAUGUCCGAAGAGUGCCAAGAGCUAGUGGACACCUACGGCUCCUCCAUCCUGUCCAUCCUGCAGGAGGCCAGUCCUGAGCUGGUAUGCAGCUUGCUCCACCUCUGCUCCAACAAAAGGCUGCCAGCCAUGACCGCCCACGUGACUCAUUUGAAGGAUGGGGGCUUCUGUGAGGUGUGCAAGAAGCUGGUAAACUACUUGGACAAAAACCUGGAGAAGAACAGUACAAAGCAGGAGAUCCUGGCUGCACUGCAGAAGGGCUGUAGCUUCCUGCCAGAGCCUUACCAGAAUCAGUGUGAUCAGUUUGUGGCCCAGUACGAGCCUGUGCUGAUUGAGAUCCUAGUGGAGGUGAUGGACCCCGCCCUCGUGUGCACGAAGGUGGGAGCCUGCCCCACAGCCCACAAGCCUCUUUUGGGCACCGAAAAAUGUGUCUGGGGCCCGAGCUACUGGUGCCAGAACAUGGAGACUGCCUCCCAGUGCAACGCUGUGGAGCACUGCAAGCGCCACGUGUGGAACUAGAGGGAGCCUCUGCCCAGAGAGCGCAGCGUCCUCCACUCAAGAACGCACGGCUGCGGACAGCGGUUUAACAACGGGUUCUGCUUCUCAAGUCCUUGGUUGUAACAUUACUGUCG
Molecule: messenger RNA, 1761 nt
Organism: Echinops telfairi (small Madagascar hedgehog)
Lineage: Eukaryota; Metazoa; Chordata; Mammalia; Afrosoricida; Tenrecidae
Gene: PSAP
Product: prosaposin
Exons: 15
Coding region: 68-1648 (526 amino acids)
Biological process (GO): sphingolipid metabolic process
Cellular component (GO): lysosome
Source: RefSeq, a predicted model, not a curated record